CUGCAAAUCGCUUGGUGCCCCCGGAGCGCAGCCGAGAAUGCAAAGUGCCAUGUUCCUGGCUGUCCAGCACGACUGCGGCGGUUCCAUGGACAAAAGCGCAGGCAACAGCCCCAAGGGCGAGGAGAAGCGGGAGAAGAUGAAGCGCACUCUAUUAAAAGAUUGGAAGACCCGUUUGAGUUACUUCUUGCAGAAUUCUUCCUCUCCCGGGAAACCCAAAACCGGCAAGAAAAGCAAACAGCAAACCUUCAUCAAACCUUCUCCGGAGGAAGCUCAGCUGUGGUCAGAAGCAUUUGACGAGCUGCUGGCCAGCAAAUAUGGUCUGGCUGCAUUCAGAGCAUUUUUAAAAUCUGAAUUUUGCGAAGAAAACAUUGAAUUCUGGCUGGCCUGUGAAGACUUCAAGAAAACCAAAUCCCCCCAAAAGCUUUCUUCAAAAGCAAAGAAAAUCUAUACUGACUUCAUAGAGAAAGAAGCUCCCAAAGAGAUCAACAUAGAUUUUCAAACCAAAAUGUUGAUUGCCCAGAAUAUCCAGGAGGCCACAAGCAGCUGCUUCACCCUGGCCCAGAAGAGAGUUUACAGCCUGAUGGAGAACAACUCUUACCCCCGCUUCCUGGAGUCUGAAUUCUACCAGGACUUGUGUAAAAAGCCACAGAUUCCCACAGAGCCCCAUGCUACAUGAAAUGCAAAGGCGAAUCCCAGAGUGGAGGACGUUUGCUUUUCUUUGCCCUGAGGAAAGGCCGUGACCUGGCCAAGAGACUGACCUUGUAAUCAGCCUGGGUGUUCAGGAAACAUCACUCAGAACUAUUGAUUCCUAGUUGGGGAAUGAACUGGGGUGCUGGCGACCCUGGGAGAGAAGCUUGGACAGGAGGACCCCCCACCCAUUCACUCAUGCCUGUGUCAAGGACACUAGGGUAGAGAUCAGGGGAGUGUGGAGCUCACUGUGGAAAGACAGGAAGGGGAGGCUGGAAGGAGGAAAUGGUGUCAUGAGCAAGCCUAAAGCAUCUCAAUCAAUAGGUCUGGGAUCAUGUGGCCUUAACUAGCUGGCUGUCCAUCUGCCCCUACAUCAGUUCGUGUUACCACCCUCUGGUGUUAGUUUUAGUUCCCUAGUGCUCGGCAACAUGAACAUAUGUACUGUGCAAGAAUAAUUGUGGUUGUGAUGAUGACAUUCUGCUGCUGUCUCCUGUAACACUAAUAUCAGAAACAGUCUGUGUUCAAACUGUUCAAUGGUCUGUGUAAUCAAAUGAGUGCUAUUGUGUAGACACCUACAAUGUUCAUUGUGAGUGCCAAAAUGUAAUAUGUCCCGAAGGCAGCUACAUUUUGAAGUGGUCUUUGAAUAUUUUUAAUAAAUUUAUUUUGAUAAA
Suncus etruscus (white-toothed pygmy shrew) is the source of this 1358-nucleotide messenger RNA. It is a transcript of the gene RGS2, whose product is annotated as regulator of G protein signaling 2. The record is from RefSeq and is a predicted model, not a curated record. The transcript has 5 exons. NCBI's taxonomy places the organism in Eukaryota, Metazoa, Chordata, Mammalia, Eulipotyphla, Soricidae. The coding region runs from base 38 to 676 and encodes 212 amino acids.